Molecule: messenger RNA, 5946 nt
Organism: Bombina bombina (fire-bellied toad)
Lineage: Eukaryota; Metazoa; Chordata; Amphibia; Anura; Bombinatoridae
Gene: LAMB2
Product: laminin subunit beta 2
Biological process (GO): cell migration; substrate adhesion-dependent cell spreading; basement membrane assembly
Cellular component (GO): laminin trimer
Molecular function (GO): extracellular matrix structural constituent; integrin binding
Source: RefSeq, a predicted model, not a curated record
UACUUGCUGUCUGAGCUUCAAUAGAAAUAGCUCUCAGCUGUGGCUCUAGUUCUGACUUUUCCUCCCUCCCUCCCAGCCACUACUGUGUGUGUUUUUUUUCCUCUCAGAAGAUUUUCGAUUUGAAAUAACUUGGUGGUGAGCUCAGAUGGCGCUGCCAGCCAGAAGCUGAGGGCCUGGGGUCGGUGCCUACACACAGGAAUAAGAAACUUCAGUAUCCACCAGGCACUGAUGGUUGCACCAGAACACGGUCACUAGUGAGUGCUUAGAAGCGUGGCACAAGGGAAAUCAAAUCUGCGUCACCACUCAUAUCCUGGGUAUAGGGAAACAAGCAAGUCCCCUGGAUUAUUGUUACCAUGAAGUUUUUGGGAUUAGUGUUAACCGCCCUAUUGGUCGGAACGUUUUCCCAGAUUCCUGAGCAGCAACAUGGCUGCUCUCAAGGUAGUUGUUACCCAGGUACAGGCGACCUUCUGGUGGGCCGGGCAGACAAGCUCAAAGCUACAUCAACCUGUGGACUGAAGAAGGCACAAAUGUACUGUAUUGUUAGUCAUCUGCAGGAUGAAAAGAAAUGCUUUGUUUGUGACUCUCGUAAUCCAUAUGGACUUCAGCGAAAUAGCCACCGAAUUGAAAAUGUGAUCACCACUUUUGCACCACAGCGCAAAAAGGCUUGGUGGCAAUCAGAGAACGGGGACUCUGAAGUCAGCAUUCAGUUGGACCUUGAGGCUGAAUUUCACUUUACUCACCUUAUUAUGACCUUCAAGACAUUCAGACCAGCUGCCAUGUUAGUGGAGCGUUCAUCAGACUUUGGACGCACAUGGAAGGUUUACCGAUACUUUGCUUAUGACUGUGCUACUGACUUCCCCAAUGUAUCACGAAGUGCUCCACGUAAGGUGGAUGAUGUUAUUUGUGAAUCUCGAUACUCAGAUAUUGAGCCGUCCACAGAUGGUGAGGUGAUUUACAGAGUUCUGGAUCCUGCGCUUCCUGUCCAAGACCCUUAUAGCCAAAGAAUUCAAAAUCUGCUAAAAAUCACCAACAUCAGGGUAAACUUCACCAAGCUGCAUACCCUGGGCGACAACCUGCUGGACUCUCGAGUGGAGAUAAAGGAGAAGUAUUACUACGCCCUGUAUGAGCUGGGUCGAGGGAACUGCUUCUGCUAUGGUCAUGCAUCUGAGUGUGCGCCCAUCCAUGGAGUCUCAAGCGACGUAGAGGGAAUGGUUCAUGGGAGAUGCGUGUGCAAACACAACACAAACGGGCUCAACUGUGAGAAAUGCGAUAGUUUCUUCAAUGACCUUCCAUGGAGACCCGCUGAAGGGCACAGCACCAACGCCUGUAAAAAAUGUAAUUGCAACAACCACUCCCGUAAGUGCCACUUUGAUAUGGCCGUUUACCUAUCCACCAGCAAUGUAAGCGGUGGCGUUUGUGACGACUGUCAGCACAACACAAUAGGACGUAACUGUGAGCUGUGCAAACCUUUCUUCUACAAAGACCCCAGCAGAGACAUCAGAGACAGCAGCGUAUGCCGAGCUUGUGAUUGUGAUCCAGACGGUUCUCUGAAUGGAGGGCUUUGUGACGCUCAGGAUGACCAAGUUUUGAAACUCAUUGCUGGACAAUGUCGGUGUAAAAACUAUGUUGAAGGGCCAAGAUGUGACAGGUGCAAGGCGGGAUUCUUUGGGCUUAGUGCAAAUAACUUCCAAGGCUGUCAAAGAUGUCAGUGCGACCCCAGAGGUACCGUUUUAGACGGUUCUCAGUGUGACUCAGUCAGUGGUGACUGCUUCUGCAAACGCUUUGUGACCGGACGUAGCUGCAACCAGUGUCUUCCAGAAUAUUGGGCUCUGAGUCACGAUGUUUACGGGUGCCGUGCCUGCGAUUGUGACAUCGGAGGAGCUUGGGAUAACAACUGUGCUGCUGAGACUGGACAGUGCCGCUGCAGAAACAAUAUGGUGAGCAGGCAGUGCAACCGCGUGAAAUCAGGAUACUAUCGAAUCAACUUGGAUCACUACGUCUACGAGGCAGAAUCAGCUUUACUUCGGCAGGGAAGUUCAGUCUCUGAGAGGGAACGUCCAGUGGAUACUUCUGUUUCUUGGACUGGUGCUGGUUUUGCUUUGGUUCCAGAGGGAGGAGUUCUGGAGUUUCAAAUGAACAAUAUUCCCUUUUCCAUGGAAUAUGAUGUUGUCAUCCGAUAUGAGCCCAAGCUUUCUGGGAAAUGGGAGCAAGUGAAGAUAUCUGUGAUCAGACCAGGAACAAUUCCUACCAGCAGCAUCUGCGGAAACACGAUCCCUGCAGAUGACUUACUGACAGCAUCUCUGCCCUCGGGUGCCAGACAUUUUGUCGUGGCUCGACCAAUCUGUCUGGAACGGGGAGUAAGUUACACCAUUCGCCUGGAAUUCAGCAGAUACAGCUCUUGGGAUAAGAUAGCAGGAGCCAGCAUACUGAUCGAUUCGCUCGUGCUCAUACCUCGUUACUCCUCCUUGGAGAUGUUUAUUGCUGGAGAUCCUUCAUCCAUCCACCGCAAGGCGACCUUUGAGCGCUACCAUUGUCAAAGCAACAUUGGUAAUGUGAUAAAAUCACCCAUCAGCGAGGUGUGCUCCAACCUUAUCACCAGCAUGUCAGCCAUUCUUCAUGAUGGCGCACUAUCUUGCGGCUGUGACCCUCAAGGCUCACUAAGCUCUGAAUGUGAUCCCCAAGGUGGACAGUGCCGCUGUAAAGCCAAUGUAAUUGGUCGUUGCUGCGAUCGUUGUGCGCCAGGGACAUAUGGUUUUGGACCAGCCGGAUGCAGAGCGUGUGAAUGCAGCGCUGAGGGGUCCAGACACAACUUCUGUGAUCAGUACAACGGGCAGUGCCCUUGUCGGCCUGGAGCUUUUGGGUUCAGAUGUGACCGCUGCCUGCCUGGGCACUGGGGCUUCCCUAACUGCCGCCAAUGUCAGUGUAAUGGUCACUCAGAGGAGUGUGACCAGAGGACAGGAGCCUGUGUGAACUGCCGAGACCACAGCAUUGGAGACCGAUGCGAGCGGUGUGUUGCUGGUUAUUUUGGAAACCCCGUCCUGGGAUCUGGGGAUCACUGCCGGCCGUGCCCAUGUCCUGAAGGCCCAAACAGUGGGCGAAACUUUGCUGCAUCCUGUCAUCAAGACCCUCGCUCCAGACAGAUUAUCUGCAACUGUAACCAGGGUUACACAGGGUCCCGUUGCGAUGCCUGUGCUGGUGGCUUUUAUGGGAAUCCUUUCCAGCCCGGCGGUCGGUGUCUUCUAUGCCAGUGUAACAAUAACAUAGAUAUGACAGACGUAGGUGCUUGUGACCAACGCAGCGGACAAUGCCUCAAGUGUAAAUACAAUACAGAAGGGUCUUUUUGUGAACACUGUCGGACCGGAUACUACGGGGAUGCAUCAAGGCGCAGCUGCAGAAAGUGCACGUGUAACUUUUUGGGAACAGACCAAAGUCAGUGUUCUUCCCGUAAUGACUGCGUGUGUAACAGGAGCAGCGGUCAGUGCCUUUGUUUGCGAAAUGUCAACGGUCUGAGCUGUGACCGCUGCAGCCCCAACUACUGGAACUUGGCCAGCGGCAAGGGGUGUGUGCCCUGUAACUGUGACCCCAACAACUCGCUCAGCCUCUCGUGUAAUGAGUUUACCGGGAGGUGUCAGUGUCGGCCUGGAUUUGGUGGGUCUACUUGUACCGACUGUCAGGAGAAUUACUGGGGAAAUCCUAAUAUCCAGUGCAGAGCCUGUGAUUGUGAUCGCCGAGGGAUUGAGACACUACAGUGUGACCGGGCGUCUGGGCACUGCACUUGUCGCCAGGGAGUGUCGGGUGUGCGCUGCGACCAAUGUGCUCGUGGAUUUUCAGGACAAUUCCCGGACUGCCAGCCUUGUCACCAGUGCUUUGGAGAUUGGGAUCGUAUUGUCCAAGACCUGGCUGCUCGAACCAGAAGCCUGGUCCAGCGCAGCAAAGACAUCCAGCAAACUGGUGUAGCUGGGACCUACAAAAAAAACUUCCGGGACAUCGAAGAGAAGCUCGCCAAGGCACGAAAGAUUGUAAAUGCUCGCAAUGCCACAGUGGAAUCAGUAACAAAGCUAAUGAAGAUAAUGGAUGAUUUGAGAAAUAAAAUUAACGAGUCAACAGAGACUCUGACGCAGCUGGAGGGAGAGCUGACCGUUGUACAAGAUGAAAACUUUGAUGCCAACCAUGACCUCUCAGAGCUGGAACGAGAUGCCCGAAGUCUGAAUAUGACGGCCAAGGAGAGAGCUCACCAGCUGGAUGUGCUGAAGAACUCAAAUUUCCUAGGUGCCUAUGACAGUAUCCACCAGUCUCAUGCACAGUCAAGAGAGGCUGAACAAAAAGUCACUGCAGCUGCACUCAGCGUACCCAGUCCUGUGAGUGACUCCGCCAAGGCCCGUGAAAAAACGGAGCAGCUGAUGACUCAAAAACGGGAUGAUUUCAAUCGUAAGAAUGCAGCAAACCGGAGGGCGCUAAAUGACCUAGAAGCUAAAACCAGCUCCCUUGAUGUAAAGAAGAUUAAUGAAAAGGUCUGUGGGGCUCCCGGUGAUGCACCGUGCUCCGAGAGCCCCUGCGGUGGGGCUGGCUGCCGUGAUGAUGAGGGUAAAAGGCACUGUGGGGGUCUGAACUGUAAUGGUGCUGUUGCCACUGCAGACAACGCCCUGGAUCGAGCGCGCCACGCUGAAGAGGAGCUGCAGAGAGCCCUGGGAGAAGUGGAAAUUUUAUUCCAGAAGGUUGCAGAUGCAAAGGCAAAAGCAGACCAAGCAAAAACAAGGGCACAGGCCACUCUCGACAGAGCCAACAAGGCCAAAGAACGUGCGGAAAGGUCCAAUAAAGAACUAAGAGAACUCAUCCAGCAAAUCAAGGAUUUCCUGAGCCAGGAAGGAGCUGAUCCAGACAGUAUUGAGAAGGUCGCCAGCCGUGUACUGGAAAUCUCAAUCCCAGCAGACCCGCAACAAAUCCAACGUCUGGCCAUAGAAAUCAAGGAGAGAGUGAGCACACUAUCCAAUGUGGACGCCAUUUUGGAAAAGACAGCUGCUGAUGUCCGCAAGGCUGAACAAUUACUGAAUGAUGCCAAAAAGGCUAAAACCAAAGCAGAAAAUGUGAAGAACACUGCUGAGUCAGUGAAAAAAUCUCUUGAGGAUGCCAAAAGAGCCCAAAGUGCUGCAGAGGGGGCUAUUCGGAACGCCAAUGGCGAUAUCAAAGACACUGAAUUGAAGCUUACAGCGAUCCAGUCGGAGACAGCCAGUGCUGAGAAUCAGCUGAUGGACGCUAUGGAUCGAGUGGGACUUUUAGAUAAACAGAUUGAUGCUCUCAAAAUGAAGCGGGCAAACAACAGCUUAGCAGCGACUCGUGCAGAGGAAACCGCUGUCACCGCACUAGAUAAAGCCAAUGACGCCAAGAAGAUGUUGGAUGGGCAGCUCGGAGACAAAUAUAAAACUGUUCAGAACCUUGUCGAUCGGAAAGCCAAGAACAUUCAAGAAGCAAAACACAAAGCUGAUCAGCUACGAGAUGAGGCAAAGACGUUGUUAGAAAAUGCUCAAGAUAAACUAAAAAAGCUACAAGAUCUGGAAGCAGCUUAUGAACAAAAUGAGAUUCUUCUUCAGGAGAAGGCGAAACAGCUUGAUGGGCUAGAAGACAAAAUGAAGGGCAUCUUGUAUGAUAUUAACCAACAGAUUCAGAUUUAUAACACCUGCCAAUAGACACCAGCUUAAACUGUCCAAUCACAAAAUCCACUGAAGCAACCCUGUAACAAAAUUCUGAAAAAUCAAAGUGAUCGCAGAAAUGUUAUUUAACAUAAAAUGCCUUGAUGCUUCCGGGACGAAUUUAUAAUAAAACUGCUCAACUUAUCUGCCUUCGUCUUUUAUAGUCAUCUGGGUUUAUAUAUUUACUAUUCAUUUAAUGUGCCUUUUUUAUAUACCUGUGUUAAAUAAAGCAAGUUUUCUGUGGGAGCUCUCACUAUCA